CCUUUGCUUCUCUGGGCUCUCCAGAGGGUGUGGAGCCUCCGGAAUCGCUGUGGUGAUGGAUUCUGCCAGCCUGGCACGCGGCCCCUGGAGCAGAGUGCUGGCAGGGGUUAUUUACAGCUUCCCAGGCCACAAAUCCAGGGAGAAAAGUGGGAAUGGGACUGCUUGGGAUGGCUGCACCCUGCCCAGCUGGUCAGCGAGAAGGUCGGAGGGGCCGAAGGGACCAAGUUAGACGAUGACUUCAAGGAGAUGGAAAAGAAAGUGGACCUGACCAGCAAGGCUGUGACAGAAGUGCUGACCAGAACCAUAGAGUACCUCCAGCCCAACCCAGCUUCCAGAGCCAAGCUCACCAUGCUCAACACCAUGUCCAAGAUCCGCGGGCAGGUGAAGAACCCCGGCUACCCCCAGUCCGAGGGGCUGCUGGGGGAGUGCAUGAUCCGCUACGGGAAGGAGCUGGGAGAGGAUUCCAACUUCGGGGACGCGCUCCUCGACGCCGGCGAGUCCAUGAAACGCCUGGCAGAGGUGAAGGACUCGCUGGACAUCGAAGUCAAACAAAACUUCAUUGAUCCCCUGCAGAACCUGUGUGACAAAGACCUGAAAGAGAUCCAGCACCACCUCAAGAAGCUGGAAGGGAGGCGCCUGGACUUCGACUACAAGAAGAAGCGACAGGGCAAGAUCCCCGAUGAGGAGCUCCGGCAGGCCAUGGAGAAGUUUGAGGAGUCCAAGGAAGUGGCAGAGACCAGCAUGCACAACCUCCUGGAGACGGAUAUCGAGCAGGUGAGCCAGCUGUCAGCCCUGGUGGACGCCCAGCUGGAUUACCACAGGCAGGCCGUGCAGAUCCUGGACGAGCUCGCCGAGAAGCUCAAGCGCAGGAUGAGGGAGGCGUCCUCGCGUCCCAAGCGGGAAUACAAACCCAAGCCCAGGGAGACCUACGACUUCAGGGACACCGACCAGUCCAACGGGGGCUUCUCCUGCAACCCCACCCCCAAAGUCUCAGGUAAGGCUGUCCCAGGUGUUCUCUGCUGCCUCUGGAGCAGCCUCCCAGGGAAGGAGGGCAGCUGCUGUUGGAUGUUCCCGGUGUGCUGGAUGCUCCUGCGUGAGCCCACGGCUCUGGAAAACGUCGGGAAUGCCUCUAGAUCAGGCUGUUUUCUCCUGGGACCCAGGAGCCUGUGCUGUGUUGGCUUUGGGGAUGUGCCAGAGGGGUCUCCAGCCUGGGCCUCUCGCUGGCAGUGCCAGACAGGAAAACCGAAGCCUCCCUCCCUCCUUGUCUUCCAUCCGCUGCAUCCCUCCCUCCCCGAUCCCAGCAGGUUCCUAACAGCAUGGGGGUCCUGCUUUUCUCCUAACAGACCCCUCUGGGCCCUGCCUGUCCCUGUCUCCCGUCCCCGUUGGUUUAAGCAUGUCUCUCUUUUGUUUGGAAGCAGCUUCCACCUCUUUCCGGUCGGACAAGCCGUCCCGCUCCUCCGUCAGGAGUAUCCCCCCCCUGGACCAGCCCUGCUGCAAAGCCCUCUACGACUUCGAGCCCGAGAACGACGGCGAGCUGGGCUUCAAGGAGGGCGACAUCAUCACCCUGACGAACCAGAUCGACGAGAACUGGUACGAGGGGAUGAUCCACGGCCAGUCCGGCUUCUUCCCGCUCAACUACGUGGAAGUGCUGGUCCCGCUACCUCAGUGAAACGGCGCCGCUCCCGCCCCGAGUGUCCCGAGCUCCAUUCCAGCUCCAGCCCGCCCUCCCCGCGUCACCUCGGGGCCAGGCGCUCCCAGGGAACAAACCAGAAGGGUCCCACGGCCCCUUCCCCCCAGCAGUUUGGUUCUUUUCCUUUUUUUUUUUUCUUUUUUUCUUUAUUUUGUCCUUCUGGUGCUUGAACUUCGGUACUUUGCCCACCCCCAGCCCCGGGCAGCUCUGCCCUGGCCCUUCCCAGUCCCUGUCCUUCCCUUGGAUCCAGUGCCCAGAUGAGCCAGGUGGGAGAGCUGGGAUGGACACACAGGGAUGAGCUGGGAUGGACACACAGGAGAGCUGGGAUGUGUCCUGGACACACAGGGAUGAACUGGGAUGGACACUGGGAUGAGCUGGGAUGUGUCCUGGACACACAGGGAUGAACUGGGAUGGACACUGGGGAUGUGUCCUGGACACUGGGAUGAGCUGGGAUGGACACACAGGAGAGCUGGGAUGUGUCCUGGACACAGAGAUGAGCUGGGAUGGACACAGGGAUGAGCUGGGAUGUGUCCUGGACACACUGGGAUGAACUGGGAUGUGUCCUGGACACACAGGGAUGAACUGGGAUGUGUCCUGGACACACAGGAGAGCUGGGAUGUGUCCUGGGGAUGUGUCCUGGACACUGGGAUGAGCUGGGAUGGACACUGGGAUGAGCUGGGAUGUGUCCUGGGGAUGUGUCCUGGGGAUGUGUCCUGGACAUGCUGCCCCAGGGCAGGGCAGCCCCAGCGAGCGCUGCCCCGUCCCCACGGAUCCCCGAGGGAUCAGGGGAGGGCAGCUGGGGCACAGCAACACUAAAACACGCAGAGAACACUAAGGCAGCCCUGCAGGGCAGGUGCUGAGCCCUGCCUGGGGCUCUCAGAGCCGCCCCUGCCCAUCCCGGAGGGACAGGAACGAUGUCCCCUCCCCGCAGAGCUCAGCCCCCGGGGGGAGCCUGCUCCUUCUGCCCGUGGUUCUUUCCUGGAGCUGAGGCUGUUCCUGCUACAAACUCCCCGCAGUCGCUCGCACCCGAGGAUUCUCAGGAGGGAGAGGAGCUGGGUCCCAGCCCGGGCUGUGUCUGUGGUGGGGCAGAGCUUGUGGCUCCUGUGCCCGGGGCUCUGCACGUUCCCCCUUCCCGGGGAUCCCUCCUGGGGCUGGAGCCCCUCAGGUGCCUCCCCUGGCCCCCAGCCUGCCCAGAGCCCCCUCCCCUGCUGCGGUGGGACAAGGGCUGGUUCAUCUCAGUGUCACCUCUGUCCCCCUGCUCCCUCAGCUGUCCUUCCCGGGGGCCGGGCUGGGCACAGCAGCUUGCUGGGCUCCGAGCUUUUCCUCCCUACAAAAGUGGGUUCUCCCCUGGUGGAGCCCCAGCUCCGAGCAGGGCUGUGCUGCAGGGGCUUUGUGUGUCCGUGUGUCUGUCUGACCCCGCUGUCCCCUCCCCGGUGGGAGCGGGGUCACGGCCCGGGGACCCCGGCUCCCGCUCAGGUGGAUUGAAACGCGUUCUGUCAGCUGGGACAACUCGCUCCAGUUUGUUUUGUUUUGUUUUGUUUGUUUUUCUUUUUUUGGGUUUUGGUUUUUGGUUUUUUUUUUUUGGUAAUGGUUUCUCCUGGUUUUUAGGGGAAAAAAUGAUGACCCACAAUUCUUGACUUGUAUCUCUGAAUGAAAGUAUUAAAUGUUUUCUUCUUUCUAA
This is a messenger RNA of Parus major (Great Tit), 3371 nucleotides long. RefSeq names its product SH3 domain containing GRB2 like 1, endophilin A2 (gene SH3GL1). Bases 247 to 1860 code for a protein of 537 amino acids. Gene Ontology annotation, molecular function: protein binding. The record is from RefSeq and is a predicted model, not a curated record. Gene Ontology annotation, biological process: synaptic vesicle uncoating. The transcript has 9 exons. Lineage: Eukaryota; Metazoa; Chordata; Aves; Passeriformes; Paridae. Gene Ontology annotation, cellular component: glutamatergic synapse; cytoplasm; presynapse.